Exophiala spinifera is the source of this 714-nucleotide messenger RNA. RefSeq lists its product as uncharacterized. NCBI's taxonomy places the organism in Eukaryota, Fungi, Ascomycota, Eurotiomycetes, Chaetothyriales, Herpotrichiellaceae. The record is from RefSeq and is a predicted model, not a curated record. The transcript has a single exon. Bases 1 to 714 code for a protein of 237 amino acids.
AUGCACGGUUUGACGUUAUUGAUAUACUUGAGCUUUGGCAUUUGCUUUAAGAGUAUUGCGGCCAAUUCGGAUCAAGUGUUGCUUGGAACUGGCAAGGACUCGAGCAUCUUGAACGUUGGUGGUACUCUGACGCGGACCAAUCCUACGGGGCUAAGGGUAUGGCAGUUUGACGAUAUCAAAACCACAGACGCAUUCGGCAACAUCUCAACGCCCUACAACGGUCUGAUAUUUGACGGCUUUUACGCCUUCGACCCGUCCGACGCCGGCCUAAAGGGGAUCAUUUGGCCUGGAGACACGAACUGUGCCGUGUCCAAACCGAACGCCUUGUACGGCACAAGGGACAAUUUCAAAUUGUUGAACUCUCGCACUCUCGGAGACAAGCACAUCCCUUCUGGUUCUGAGAGGAAGCCAUCAUUUCGACACACACAUGACAAAGGCACUUUUACGGUCCACGGCUUGAAGAUCAAGCCCCUGGAUCUUCCGCUUGGUUUUGUCACCGUUCAUCUGCAAGGCACUCGGCCGGACGCGACUUUGGCGUGGGAAGUGGAUUUUCCAGCCGGCUACCAUGAUGUGUUGGAUGUUCGACUACAGGAAUUCAGCGGGAGGGUUUGGCAUGGCCUGGAGAGAUUGGAGAUCUGGGCUGAUUUUCACUACAACGGUCUCGACAUGGAUUGGGAGUUUUGCGUUGAUGAUAUAGAUGUGGAAAUGGAGUAG